GCGAAGGGAAGGAAUCCCUUCGCUCAUCCCGUGCCGCGGUUUCCAACUCCCUCGCCUCUGCGACCCACAGCUCAGCUCAGGGCGUUUGCGCUAGUCUCUGCUCUUUAUCAAUUACUGCGGUCCAUCGGCGAACGUAUGAACGAAGUGGACUGCCUGCCCCCCACCAUCGCUGUCUGAUUGAGGCUAAUGUCUUGUCGUUUUCUGUCCCCUUACGGGUCGUCUUCUUGGCAGUGAAGUUGCCCUGGCAUUGGCGAUGGUCUUUUUCGUACAAGGCCUUACAUCCAUAGUAACAGCAAGAGGAGGAGGAGGAGGAGGAGGAGGAGGAGGAGGAGGAGUAGGAGGAGGAAGAGGAGGAAAGGAGAAGAGGUGGUUUCGCUCUUCGUCAGUCUCUGCUGCGUCCAUUGUAAGAGAUUGGUCGUCUUCGGAUCGGUCAGUGAUGUUUCCUGACUCCGUCGCACUUGCGUCGUCAUCGGAGGUCGGCUCUGCUUGCCUGAGGCUAGCAAAAGCCGGAGGGGAACGAGGAGGAGGAGGAGGAGGAGGAGGAGGAGGAGGAGGAGGGGAGGAGUUGCUCUGCCGGCGAUCUUCUGUUCAUAAUCAUCGUGGAUAUAGAGUUAUCUUGGUGCGGAAAGGGAGGACCUACAGAGGUCAGCGUCGAGGAUGGAUUAACGGCGAGGAGACGACGUUAGAACGUGGGCUCCUCGCGGGACACGUGUCACGAUCUCAGGGACUCCAGCUCCAGACUGUAAGCUCCACCGGUCACUGCAGUCGGCGGAAAAGACUUGGCGCGUUUUCGUCGCCGUCGUCGGGCCCGAGAGCAGAGAUGGAUGCCGACACGCAUGUGAACGAGUCCGCUCCUGCAACAGGUGCACCGAUCCUGGACGACGUGCCUCAUCUAUCCAAUUGGUUGCCAAAUCUGCCGACAUACCCGAACCCACUUGUUGCAGAUCCAGCAUAUCGAGCUGCCAGUGGGUGCUAUGUGGUGGCUAUUCUUGGGUUUGCAUGGUUUAUGUGGUACGAGGCCCCUGAGCGCGGCCGGCGGUAUUGCCGUUGCAUUUUGUGCCAUGACUCUGGCAUUGCCGUGGUGGUGCGAAUCUCACGUCAACAUCAGGCCACGUAUUUCAGGAGGGCCGGUCCUAGAGAGAGGAUUGCUUUCAAGCCAGAAGAAGUGGUGGCAGGGAUUGUGACCUGUGGUGGACUUUGCCCUGGCCUGAAUACGGUCAUUCGCGAGCUUGUAUGUGUUCUCUGGACACAGUACUGUGUUCGAAACAUCCUAGGUAUCGAGGGCGGAUAUCGCGGCUUUUAUGCAAGAAAUACUAUUCCACUGAAUCCGAAGAGUGUGAAUGACAUUCACAAGCGAGGCGGGACAAUCUUGGGUACGUCGCGCGGCGGACACGAGGUCACCAAGAUCGUCAACUCUAUUGAAGACAGAGGCAUGAAUCAGGUAUACAUAAUCGGUGGAGACGGGACGCAACGAGGGGCAGAUGUCAUUCAUCGGGAAAUAGUAAGGAGAGGUCUGAAGGUUGCUGUUGCUGGUAUCCCCAAGACGAUCGACAAUGAUAUUGCGGUGAUUGAUCGCUCAUUUGGAUUCGAUACGGCAGUGGAGGAGGCGCAGAGGGCCAUUAAUGCAGCACAUGUGGAGGCUCAAAGUGUGCAUAAUGGUGUCGGUGUAGUGAAACUGAUGGGAAGGUAUAGCGGCUACAUUGCAAUGCAUGCGACGCUGGCAAGCAGAGAUGUGGAUUGCUGUCUGAUCCCUGAGCUUCCCUUCUAUCUUGAGGGAAAAGGAGGGCUUUAUGAGUUCGUUGAGAAACGACUGCAUGAGAAUGGACACAUGGUGAUCGUUGUGGCCGAAGGCGCAGGGCAAGAGCUAAUUGCAAGAACUGCCAACGAGGCGGUUAAGAGUGACGAGUCAGGGAAUCGACUUCUUCUUGAUGUUGGAAUGUUUUUGAGCUCACAGCUCAAGAGCUUUUGGGAGCGUAAUAAAAAGGGGCCUUUGAACAUAAAAUAUAUAGAUCCGACUUACAUGGUGAGGGCAGUCCCUAGCAACGCUUCGGACAGUGUGUACUGCACCCUUCUGGCACACAGCGCUGUACAUGGAGCCAUGGCAGGCUACACUGGAUUUGUUGCAGGACCGGUCAAUGGAAGGCAUGCAUACAUUCCUAUUGGAUGUGUCACGGAGACGCAGAACCGGGUCAAUGUGCACGACAGGAUGUGGGCGCGGCUUUUGUCAUCCACCAACCAGCCCGAUUUUAUGCGAUAUAAGCAGAUACUGGAUGAGAAGAGACGGCUGCGAGAAUGUGAGGCUGGGCGGCUGGAGCGAUGCUUGCAGACUGCAGCCACUGCUGCUGCCGCUGCUUCGGAGAAAGUUGAUGAUGGCAAUGAAAACAGCAGCGGUGAGAUUUCCGACACUGAAAAUGGCAGUGGCAAUGGCGUUGCCAGAAUUUAGGAUUACAUGUUGGAAAUGACAAUACAUGAAACAUGAGGACAAGGCAAGAAGCGAAGGAUGUAGUCGCCAGUUCCUCUUAGAUCUGCUCAGUGUGUGCAGAUUGAGGCGGAUGGGAAAGAGCAGCUAGGUGAUGCAGGCAUGCGCAUGCACACACGAGAGAGAGAGAGAGAGAGAGAGAGAGAGAGAGAGAGAGAGAGAGAGAGAGAGAGAGAGAAUGGAGCAAGGAAAAGAUCAGAGCCAAGGAUGUAGUUGCCAGUUCCUCUUAGAUCCACAGAGCGUGCGCGGCUUGAGACGGAGGGGAAAGAGCGACUAGAGGGUGCAUGCAUGCAUGUACAAGAGAGAGAGAGAGAGAGAGAGAGAGAGAGAGAGAGAGAGAGAGAGAGAGAGAGAGAGAGAGAGAAGAGAGAGAGGAUUGGUAGUGUGGAGCUCUGCUAGACAAGAGUCGCUGGAGUUGCCAAGGGGUAGGGUUAAGGAGAGGAAGCGAAAGGAGGGGGUAGGGGAGGUGAUAUAGAUGAUGGUGAGAGAAACAUGCAGCAAGGUGAAGUAGGAAACUCGGGUUAGACCAGAGGAGGGGGUGGGUUGAUGAAAUUGUUUGGUGUAGGGCUCGGCCUGCAGCUCUCACUGUUGGUGGGUUGUUGGUCAAAUUUCACUGUCGAAGACGGGGUGUGCUUUCAAUGGAGGGUGGGUGGGUAAACUGAGGGCAUGUUUGUUGUUUGUCCUCGUUAUCGGGCACAUCGUAUAAGUUUCGACAACCGCUUGGCACUUCAGCAGCAAGAAGGAAUGAUGUGAGGUGAAUAGUUUGUUGAUGCUGCGCGGUCGCCUGUAGGUGGUGCUUUAUGAUGCAAGCGACGCACAGGCGAGGUUUUGAUUGGAUUGUGUAACGUAACUUGGUGCAAGUCGUGGCUGUGUCUUGAGCGUUUUUUUUCAAAUCAUGGGCCGUCCCAAGUCAUGGGUGCGACUUCAUUACUUUUUUGACGGUCUCUGCGAAUAGCUCGUGUAUUUGAUCAGCAAGUAAUUUUGUUAUUCCCUGCCUCUGGGAACCUCUAAAUCUGUCCGCAAUGCGCUGGCUGAUUCACAGAGGACAAAAUUCCCCGGCCUCUUCACUGCAUUUCACAGAGAGGGAUCAAAUGGCUCGUAUGGGCUGCCCAGCAGGUAGGGAGCAGGGAGGGAAAGGACGAGCAGCCUUGAGUUGCGUUUGUCUCAUGGCGUGUUGUUGGCAAUCGAUUCUGCGAAGUAAUGGUAGGUAGUAGGCAUGGUAGGAUCGCCAUGCCGUGGCUCGUACGGGCCGCCCAGCAGGUAGGGAGCAGGGAAAGGACGAGCAGUUUCACGAGUUGCGUUGUCCCGUGGCGUGUUGUUGUUAAUCGAUUCUGCGAAGUAAUGGUACAGUUUCACGAGUUGCGUUGUCCCGUGGCGUGUUGUUGUUAAUCGAUUCUGCGAAGUAAUGGUAGGUAAUAGGCAUGGUAGGAUCGCUAUGCAAGGAAACGAGUGCUGAUGUUGCUAGCUUCGUGGAGACGGCAGCACAAUCAUUCCAUCUUAGAGGAGGGGAUGGAGUGACCGCCAGGUGGUUGUAGUGGAGUAGCUGAUUUUAGCCUAACUUAGUUUGUAGAAUGUUGUAGAAUCAUUACUAGAAUGCGCUCUGGGUUUGUUACAUUUCAUUUGCUUGUUGUUUAUGUACUGGAGGAUUGACCGAAUCAGCCUGAAUGGUCAAAGCUUGUUGUUCUUCUGCUUCUGUGGCACUACUAAGAAGAUAGAGAAGGGCGCCGAUUCCGCCGAACGAUGGAUUUGGCGGAUUUGGGGUUUUGCCGAAGUGUGCAAUUGCUGAUUUUCACGAUUGUGUUUCGAAACAUUUGUGGACUAUUGUCACACUUCCAGGAGGCUGCAGCUCCCUCGCCAAGUCAGAAUAGAAUGAGGUAUGUUGCUUUGAGCGUUAUGUUUACGAUCUGACAUGCAUUUCUUCAGGGUGCAUGGUGUGUGUUUUAUAGCGUACUUUUCUUCGGAGUUAAUGUGUGUUAUGACAGAUACUUUUCGGAGGAGAUCGUGGUGAUGAUGUAUGGGAUGAGGUUCUCUGCUGAUCACGGAUGGACGAAAAUAGUAUUUAUACUAGCUCUGUUCGUUUCUCUCGAACACGCUCGUCCCCUGAUGAUAUCGCUACGGGCGGGGGAUCGAACCGCUGCGUAAGGACUACGGAAGGAUUGCAUGGUGAAUGCAAUUCGGUCUUUGCAUCGGCUUUUGUUCCUCACAAAUACGAAUAUUUUCAGUUCGCGGAUUGGGCGCUUUUAUCCUCUCUCUCCAUGGCGAUCGUGAGCUGGGUUUUGCCAUGGUCAUGGCCCGCACGUUUGAUGUGUCGUGCGUUUGUGUUCUUUUCGUCUACUCUCCCUGGUCUAUUCUAGUGGCUGUCGUGUUUUGAAGAUAGAAUCUAUGAACAUGCUCCUUCAAUGUUAUUGGCUUUUCUAGGCGGUAGUCUGAAUUCUUCCGUGUCACUUUCCCUAUUUUUCUUAUUCCACGGAACAGUGGCUAGUAGCUAGUCUGUGUUCAGAAUCCUGAUCAGUUUUUUGGUGUAGGGUACGUCAUUGUGCUUAGGUGGGCCAUUCUUUUUUUUUUUUUUUUUUUCAAUGGGCCAUUCUAUGUUUUCUUUGGUGUGGUUCGCCGUUUCUACCAAUUGGCUUGGUAGUAGGUAACUAAAAUUUUCAAUUUUGUGCAUUUUUCAGAGGCAGAGAGGUGGAAAGCAGGUUGAGAAAAAAAACUGCACUUAAGACUGGAUUUCAGGGAAAGGAAAAGACGCAUUUGUCAUUUGCAUAUUAAUCAGGUAGGUACGUCGUUUAUACUGAUGGAUUCCAUGUACCUGCAGGUGAUCUGGAAGGAAAGAAUGCAUUUUGUUCUUUAGAUAUCAAAAUCAGGUAGGUACUUUGUUUAUGGUGACGUGAUGGAUUCUAUGAAUCUGCAGGUGAUCUGGAAGCUCAUCUGUAUCUUAAGGUCAGCGCACAGGCUGUAUGACAUCAGGACGUCUCCUGUGUUGCUGUAUAUAUAUCUCAAGCAGGCAGCAACAGGCAUUAGCUAGAGAAAGCCUGUCCAAUUUUCCGUCCUUUUGGAUUAUGGCCUUAGUUUCUGGCGUUAUGGUUGUAUCACAUCUUUUCAAUUUACUUUC
Chara braunii is the source of this 5588-nucleotide messenger RNA. Lineage: Eukaryota; Viridiplantae; Streptophyta; Charophyceae; Charales; Characeae. The record is from the annotation of a GenBank genome assembly.